Zonotrichia leucophrys gambelii is the source of this 2114-nucleotide messenger RNA. It is a transcript of the gene RAF1, whose product is annotated as Raf-1 proto-oncogene, serine/threonine kinase. Gene Ontology annotation, cellular component: cytoplasm. Lineage: Eukaryota; Metazoa; Chordata; Aves; Passeriformes; Passerellidae. Gene Ontology annotation, molecular function: protein kinase activity; ATP binding. The record is from RefSeq and is a predicted model, not a curated record. Gene Ontology annotation, biological process: protein phosphorylation; Ras protein signal transduction. The transcript has 18 exons. The coding region runs from base 171 to 2114 and encodes 647 amino acids.
UAAAUGUCUGCCUGGGCGCGGGGCCGCCAUUUUCUCUGAGGCGCGGAACGAGCGGCGCCGGGCGGCACCGGGGCGCGGGGGACCCGCCGGGGGCCCGGGACACAGAUGAUGUGCUUCAUCCUUUUGUCAUAGGACUUCAUUUGCUGAAAGGAAAACUAAAGGCUGCACCAAUGGAGCACAUCCAGGGAGCUUGGAAGACCAUCAGCAAUGGCUUUGGCCUGAAGGAUUCUGUCUUUGAUGGCCCCAACUGCAUCUCCCCCACGCUGGUGCAGCAGUUUGGGUACCAGCGCCGGGCGUCCGACGACGGCAAAAUCUCGGAUACGUCCAAAACCAGCAACACCAUCCGCGUCUUCCUGCCCAACAAGCAGCGCACCGUGGUGAACGUGAGGAAUGGGAUGACCCUGCAUGACUGUCUGAUGAAGGCUCUGAAGGUCAGGGGGCUGCAGCCAGAGUGCUGUGCAGUGUUUCGACUUCUUGCUGAGCCCAAGGGGAAGAAAGUGCGUUUGGAUUGGAACACAGACGCUGCCUCCCUGAUUGGAGAGGAGCUGCGAGUGGAUUUCCUUGACCAUGUCCCACUCACCACUCACAAUUUUGCCAGGAAGACAUUUCUGAAGCUUGCCUUCUGUGACAUCUGCCAGAAGUUCCUGCUCAACGGCUUCCGCUGUCAGACGUGCGGCUACAAAUUCCACGAGCACUGCAGCACCAAGGUGCCAACCAUGUGUGUGGACUGGAGCAACAUCAGGCAGCUCUUAUUGUUCCCAAAUUCAAAUAUCAGUGACAGUGGUGUCCCUGCACUACCUCCCUUGACAAUGAGGCGGAUGCGGGAGUCUGUCUCCCGGAUACCUGUUAGCUCCCAGCACAGGUAUUCCACACCUCAUGCCUUCACUUUCAACCCAUCCAGCCCUUCCUCUGAGGGCUCUCUGUCCCAAAGGCAGCGCUCCACCUCCACCCCCAACGUGCACAUGGUCAGCACCACCAUGCCCGUGGACAGCAGGAUCAUCGAGGAUGCAAUUCGAAGCCAUAGUGAAUCAGCCUCACCCUCUGCUCUGUCUGGAAGUCCUAACAAUAUGAGCCCAACUGGCUGGUCUCAGCCUAAAACCCCAGUCCCAGCCCAAAGAGAGAGAGCCCCUGCAUCUAACACACAAGAAAAAAACAAAAUUAGGCCUCGUGGGCAGAGAGACUCCAGCUAUUACUGGGAGAUAGAAGCCAGUGAAGUGAUGCUCUCCACCAGGAUAGGCUCAGGCUCCUUUGGGACAGUUUACAAGGGCAAGUGGCACGGGGAUGUAGCAGUGAAGAUCCUAAAGGUUGUAGACCCAACCCCAGAGCAGUUCCAGGCUUUCAGGAAUGAAGUGGCUGUCCUGAGGAAGACCCGGCACGUGAACAUCCUGCUCUUCAUGGGCUACAUGACCAAGGACAACCUGGCCAUUGUCACCCAGUGGUGUGAGGGCAGCAGCCUCUACAAACACCUGCACGUGCAGGAGACCAAGUUCCAGAUGUUCCAGCUGAUCGACAUCGCGCGCCAGACCGCCCAGGGCAUGGACUAUUUACAUGCAAAGAACAUCAUCCACAGGGACAUGAAAUCCAAUAAUAUAUUUCUUCAUGAAGGCCUGACAGUGAAAAUAGGAGACUUUGGGCUGGCGACGGUGAAAUCCAGGUGGAGCGGAUCCCAGCAGGUGGAGCAGCCCACGGGCUCCAUCCUGUGGAUGGCGCCCGAGGUGAUCCGCAUGCAGGACAGCAACCCCUUCAGCUUCCAGUCAGACGUCUACUCCUAUGGAAUAGUGCUCUACGAGCUGAUGACAGGGGAGCUGCCCUACUCCCACAUCAACAACAGGGAUCAGAUCAUUUUCAUGGUUGGCAGGGGCUACGCUUCCCCAGACCUCAGCAAGCUGUACAAGAACUGCCCCAAGGCCAUGAAGAGGCUGGUGGCAGAUUGCCUGAAGAAGGUCAGGGAGGAGCGGCCUCUGUUCCCACAGAUCCUGUCCUCCAUCGAGCUGCUGCAGCACUCUCUGCCCAAGAUCAACCGCAGCGCCUCGGAGCCGUCGCUGCACCGCGCCGCCCACACCGAGGACAUCAACGCGUGCACGCUGACCUCCAGCAGGCUGCCCGUGUUCUGA